AUGCCUAUUCUCUCGGGAGGCAGCGAUCAAGACUACAGCAACAUUAGCUACACUUCUUGUAGUUCCCUGAACCGUUUCUUUCCUGUCUCUGUUGAGACCCCGUCUGUCAAAGGGGUCCAUUACCAAAGAGCCAGGAGGAUUUACCACUCGGAUCAGCUCUGUAAAGUCGAUCUGAAGAGGGAAAUCGUGAUCAAUGUUGGAGGCAUCAAGUACCUGUUCCCUUGGAGCACGUUGGAUGAAUUCCCACUGACCCGGCUGAGCAAGCUAAAGUUUUGCAGCAGUUACGAGGAAAUUAUUCAGCUCUGCGACGAUUAUGAUGAAGACACCCAAGAGUUCUUCUUCGAUAGGAACCCCAGCGCUUUCGGGAUGAUUGUCAGCUUCCUGGCAGCGGGGAAGCUGAUGCUCUUGCGAGACAUGUGUGCUUUGUCAUUCCAGGAGGAGCUGAGGUACUGGGGGAUUGAAGAGUCCAACCUGGAGAACUGCUGCUUCCGAAAGCUGUUUCAGAAACUGCAGGAGCUGGCAGAGAUGCGCAAGGAGGACAUGCAAACGAGCCAGGAUACCGCAUGUGUCUUGGAUGAGAAGACCAAAUGCGAAGAGUUCAUGAACAGACUCAGGGACAUGGUAGAAAACCCUCAAUCCGGACUCCCAGGCAAAGUCUUUGCUUGUCUCUCCAUUCUCUUCGUGGCCACCACAGCCAUAAGCCUUUGUGUUAGCACAAUGCCGGACUUAAGAGCUGAGGAAGACAGGGGCGAAUGUUCUCAGAAGUGCUAUUACAUCUUUGUCAUUGAGACCAUCUGUGUGGCUUGGUUCUCGCUGGAGUUCUGCCUACGAUUCAUCCAGGCGAAGAGCAAGUGUCAGUUUUUCAAAGGGCCCCUAAAUAUCAUUGACUUCUUGGCUAUUUCACCUUAUUAUGUUUCUCUUAUUGUGCUGGACGAUGACCCGGGGGAGGAGACCGAGAGAUCGAGCAGCAACUCCUAUUUGGAAAAGGUCGGACUGGUGCUACGAGUCUUACGUGCCUUGAGGAUCUUGUAUGUGAUGCGCCUUGCCAGGCACUCCUUGGGCCUACAGACUUUGGGGCUCACCGUUCGAAGAUGCACCCGGGAAUUUGGCCUGCUUUUGCUCUUCUUGUGCGUAGCAGUCACGCUGUUUUCCCCUCUGGUCUAUCUCGCUGAGAACGAAUCUGGCAAGGUCCUGGAAUUCACAAGCAUUCCAGCCUCAUACUGGUGGGCCAUCAUCUCCAUGACCACAGUGGGAUACGGAGACAUGAUACCAAGAAGUGUCCCAGGUCAGAUGGUGGCUCUCAGUAGCAUCCUCAGUGGGAUACUAAUAAUGUCUUUCCCAGCGACUUCCAUAUUCCACACGUUCUCCCAUUCCUAUUCAGAGCUGAGGAAAGAGCAUGAAAGACUACAGUCUCAGCUCAACCGAAUAAAAAACCCCAAUCACUCUGCUGGAAGUGACACCUUCAACGAGACAGACAGCUUGAUUUUGGAGGAGCCGGCCUCCCCAAUCAAGUACAGUUACACAAGAAACUAAACCUGGCUGCAAAACCUCUGGGAGGGCAACAAUAAUUGAUCGGUGUAAUGUGCAAAGCCAAGCAGAGCAACAACAUGGGUGACUUGCCAUUUCUAACGCAAUUUCUUUUCACCGACGUGGGCAGAACAGAUUGAUCAAGCCAACUGGAGUCUUGCAACGCACCACUGUGGAGAUUGUGAGCCUUAAGGAUGUUGAAGGUCGGGGGUUAUUCAAACAACAAAUAUCUACUCUUCGCUACUGCUCACUUUUUAUUGAUAAAGCUAAUAAGGAAGUCCAACUUUGCCUAUACUAGUUAUAUAACCCGCUGAA
Alligator sinensis (Chinese alligator) is the source of this 1842-nucleotide messenger RNA. RefSeq names its product potassium voltage-gated channel modifier subfamily G member 4 (gene KCNG4). Gene Ontology annotation, cellular component: voltage-gated potassium channel complex; membrane. Lineage: Eukaryota; Metazoa; Chordata; Crocodylia; Alligatoridae. The coding region runs from base 1 to 1533 and encodes 510 amino acids. The transcript has 2 exons. Gene Ontology annotation, biological process: potassium ion transmembrane transport; protein homooligomerization. Gene Ontology annotation, molecular function: delayed rectifier potassium channel activity. The record is from RefSeq and is a predicted model, not a curated record.